UUCGCUUCGUGCUUCUUCCGUCCGCGUGGAUGGUCACAUUUGAAAUUCAAACUGCGGAGAAGACGGUCGGGUUCGUUUCGUUUCGCGAGUUCAGUGAGCAGCGUUCGAUUUGUUUUAAAAUCGCCGCAUUUCGUCAGUGAAUACCCGCAUUGCACAUGGCCAAACUAACAAAGUAGUAAUAGCCCUGAGUUUAAACGAGAGUUUAAAUCGAAUUUAAUCGAAGACUAAACGGCGCGUCGCUAAAUGUCAAAACAAUUAACAACCAAGUACAGCCAAGCUAAAGCGGAGUAACGAAAUUAGCAAGACGAAGAAGCAUAAGCAGAGAAUAAGACGAAGAAAACGCAGCGAGAGCAAGAACUGUGAUAAAGUUAAGUGGUAAACACAAGCAUGGAUAACAGUAGCGGCCAAAACAGCAGAACGGCGUCGUCAGCGGCGUCCACCAGCAAAAUAGUCAACUAUUCGUCACCAGCCUCGCCAGCAGUCGCCACCUCCUCAUCAUCAUCAUCAUCCAGCAGCAGCAGUAGCAACAGCAGCAGCAGCAGCAGCAGCAGCAGCAUGAGUAAUAGCCAGGAGGACACCGUACUGGGAUUAUUUACCCCCAAAAAGGAGUUCCCCAAUGCCAAGAUGCUGCAAACCAUCAGGGAGAAGCUGAUGACGCCUGGCGGAGCCUGCGACCUUCUGGCCCUGGGAAUCGCCGCGGAACCCACGGACCAGCAGCCCGUCAAGCUCAUCCAACAGCGCUAUCUGAUCAGCGCCCAGCCUAGUCACAUAUCGGCCGCCGUGGCCGCCAAGACGCCCGCCUCGUAUCGCCACUUGGUCGAUCUCACCGCCUCCAAUCUGCGCUGCGUGGACGUCUUCACCGGGGAGCAGUUUCUCUGUCGUAUUGUGAACGAACCGCUGUAUAAGGUGCAACGUGCCUACUUCCAGUUGCAGCAACACGACGAGGAGCUGCGCCGAAGCACCAUCUAUGGCCAUUCACUAAUCCGACCCGUGCACGAUAUCAUACCGCUGUCCAAGGAUCGCACCUACAUCCUCAUUGCGCCCGUGCCCCAGGAGAGGGACUCCACGGGUGGGAUGACCGGGGUGUACGAGAACCUGCACACCUACAUCCGCCACGAGAAGCGACUGUGCGAAACUGAGGCGAGGGCCAUAUUCCACCAGAUCUGCCAGACCGUUCAGGUGUGUCACCGCCACGGGAUUAUCCUCAGGGACCUCAAGCUCAAGCGGUUCUACUUCAUCGACGAGGCCAGAACCAAACUGCAGUAUGAAUCACUGGAAGGCUCAAUGAUCCUCGACGGCGAGGACGAUACUCUGAGCGACAAAAUCGGUUGCCCACUGUACACCGCUCCGGAACUACUGUGCCCACAGCCAACGUACAAGGGCAAACCGGCGGACAUGUGGUCGCUGGGCGUGAUCCUGUACACCAUGUUGGUGGGUCAGUAUCCGUUCUACGAGAAGGCCAACUGCAGCCUCAUUACUGUCAUCCGACACGGGAAUGUCGAACUACCCAUGACGCUGUCCAAAUCGGUGCGAUGGCUGUUGCUUUCGUUGCUGCGGAAGAAUUUCACGGAACGCAUGACCGCCAGCCACAUAUUCCUGACACCGUGGCUGCGACAGCAGCGCCCCUUCCACAUGUACCUGCCUGUCAACGUGGAGGUGGCCGAGGACUGGAGCGAUGCGGAGGAGGAGAACGGAGGCACUGCCACCGAUGCGAUGGAUGAGGACGAAGAAGGACUCUGUUCCUUGGGUGACAAGCACGAGUACGAGGACAUUGGCGUGGAGCCUCUGGACUACACUCGCUCCACGCUCCAAAUGGCUCAGAAUGCCAAUGGACUGUCCACGGACCCCGAACCCGAUACGGAUGUGGACAUGGGCUGAUUGGAGCUCGUGGAGUCGCCCACGGGUUGCAUUCUGGGACACGCUUGGCUGCAUCCGGCUGAAUGCCGGCUUCUUAACCGCCGGGACUGUACAUAUCGUACGAUAUGACACUGUGGUCAUCCUGGCCCUCCUUGAUGCGCCGACUCUGACUGCGUUCCACGUCGUCUUCCUGCAGGUGGUACUGCCAAAAAAGACUUAAAGCCUCGCUUAGACACUCUUAGACACACAAGAACUCACUGCCUUCCAAUCGCGCUGCGGCCCCGAUUCGUUCAAGAAUCACGCCGCUCCGCAGCAUCCUCUCUGCAACCGAUUCUUCCUAAAACCUAUCUAUGUACAAUACCUUUUAAUUUUUUUGCAAACUGUUGAUCUUAUCAAAGGACAGUCGCCCUGAUUCGUUUUUGGGCUUUAAAACACACAUUAGUUUCCAUGUUAAAAAAUGCAACAUAUGCAAUUGUUAUUUAUUAUUUAAUACUUCUGUAUUACGCUUUGUCUACUAUUAAAAUCUUGUAAGUGAAAAUUGCGAAAAAAAAACAUAAUACAUUGAAAUUUGAUCUCACCAAGAAUAA
Molecule: messenger RNA, 2444 nt
Organism: Drosophila erecta
Lineage: Eukaryota; Metazoa; Arthropoda; Insecta; Diptera; Drosophilidae
Product: tribbles
Exons: 2
Coding region: 388-1878 (496 amino acids)
Biological process (GO): regulation of MAP kinase activity; protein phosphorylation; positive regulation of proteasomal ubiquitin-dependent protein catabolic process
Cellular component (GO): nucleus
Molecular function (GO): ATP binding; protein kinase activity; mitogen-activated protein kinase kinase binding
Source: RefSeq, a predicted model, not a curated record